This is a messenger RNA of Puntigrus tetrazona (Sumatra barb), 1315 nucleotides long. It is a transcript of the gene hoxd12a, whose product is annotated as homeobox D12a. Gene Ontology annotation, biological process: regulation of DNA-templated transcription. Gene Ontology annotation, molecular function: DNA-binding transcription factor activity, RNA polymerase II-specific; sequence-specific double-stranded DNA binding. The coding region runs from base 28 to 795 and encodes 255 amino acids. The record is from RefSeq and is a predicted model, not a curated record. The transcript is spliced from 2 exons. NCBI's taxonomy places the organism in Eukaryota, Metazoa, Chordata, Actinopteri, Cypriniformes, Cyprinidae.
AGAAGCGUUCGGGCAAGCUCGUCAGAAAUGUGCGAGCACAAUCUUCUCAGUUCUGGGUAUGUCGCUCCCCUUCUGAAUUUCCACUCGUCCGACUCCCUCUACCUCCAAAAUCUGCGAGGCAAUGGAGUCCAUCUCUCUGGGCUCCCGCAGAUGUCCUACAGUAGGAGAGAGGUGUGCUCGCUCCCGUGGACUUCUCCAAAUUCGUGCACAGCUCCGGCCCAGAGCCGCGCCUACGGCGGCUACUCUCAGCCGCUUUUCGGCAGUUCAGCCGCUGCGAGCGCUAGCCUCAACACUCACAGAAAGGAGGAAUCCGGGAGGUACUGCUUCCAAGAUGUCAGCCACAAAUCAGAGGAGCCCGGACGACUUAACGCGGCUUACGCAAGCGAUCAGAGCGAACUUUCAAACUCGGAGAGGCGACAGCAGAGCAGGGUCGGGCCGAGUGAACUUAGCUUUAUCGAGCAGCCGGUGACUGAUGCUUCGAAGCAGUCUGUCAGCUCCAUCGCUGCGUUUCAACCAUCACUGAACAGCCCGGGCGUUAGAUCAGCCUUCUCCGACGGACUGCCGUGGUGUCCCUCACAGGUGAGGUCAAGAAAAAAGAGGAAACCCUACACGAAGCCCCAGCUGGCCGAACUGGAGAACGAAUUUAUGAUGAAUGAAUUUAUAAACCGGCAGAAACGAAAGGAGCUUUCGGACAGACUGGAACUGAGCGAUCAGCAAGUGAAAAUCUGGUUUCAGAACCGCAGGAUGAAGAAAAAAAGACUUAUGAUGCGCGAGCAUACCUUCACUGUUUACUAGUUUUUUUUUUUAUUUUAUUUUAUAAACAGUGACUUGGAGAUGCAAAUCCACCAAACCCCUCUAUCUGGAACUCCUCCGAACGCCUCUGUCAUUUAAUAAUCAACUCCAACAGGCUGUUAAAUAAUUAAAGCCGAACCGUUUAAAACGUGUAUUUAUUAGCCACGAAGUCGCUGCGUCUGUAUGCGUCUGCUGAGUGUGUGUGUGUGUGUGUGUGUGUGUGUGUGUGUGUGUGUGUGUGUGUGUGUGUGUGUUUUGGGUAAAGAACGCUGAUUCCAAAGCUGUAACGUUAGCUCGCUGUGUGUGAAAAUAACGCUUUGUAGUUUAAAAGUGCACCGAAGGUAGAGUAGGAACGCUGUGUCUAUAUAUCGGCUUCAUAACACACAUUCCGGCCUCAUUUAAAAGCGCGCGGAUAACUGCAUGGAGUCAAUAAACUGUCAGACCUUUAUUCAUUUUUUUGUAUCUUCCGAUCUAAAACUACGUUUUGCUGUAUUUUAACCAAAACGUGUCACGUGUAAUAUUU